Molecule: messenger RNA, 4881 nt
Organism: Xyrauchen texanus (razorback sucker)
Lineage: Eukaryota; Metazoa; Chordata; Actinopteri; Cypriniformes; Catostomidae
Product: RNA polymerase II elongation factor ELL2-like
Exons: 12
Coding region: 43-2001 (652 amino acids)
Biological process (GO): snRNA transcription by RNA polymerase II; transcription elongation by RNA polymerase II; positive regulation of transcription elongation by RNA polymerase II
Cellular component (GO): transcription elongation factor complex
Molecular function (GO): cis-regulatory region sequence-specific DNA binding
Source: RefSeq, a predicted model, not a curated record
GUGCACGUAUGUCAGAGGGACUAUGGUGGAGGGCUGGUGAAGAUGAUGGCAGCUCUCUGCGAGGAUGGCACAUAUGGACUCAACUGUGGCCGCAGGAGCGACAAAAUCUCAGUUUUGCAUGUCAAAUUGACAGACUCAGCUUUUAAAGCGCUAGAAAACUACCAAAACUGUAAGAAUGCACCGUCCUCACAGGCUUCAAUACAUUUCCAAGGUCUUCAAGGGCGCAUUAAAAUUCCUAAAACGGAUGCUUCUGAUGGGUCUCAUAACUUUGACUUUUAUCUGUCCAACUUUGGCAAAGACAAUCCUCAAGGGAGCUUUGAGUGUCUCCACCAAUACACAUCUAGCUCUGGGGUCCCCAACUUGUCUUCCCUGGGAACAGUUCAGGAAAAAAUCACAGUAUGUGCCACUAAUGAUUCCUACCAGAUGACCAAAGAGCGGAUGAACCAGGCAGAAGAGGAUACACGCAAGAUCAGCACCAAAUUCCUUAAACCAAUCAGAGUCCACGGUCGCAAGCCGGCCCCUUCAGCCCCUGACCCGGUUCCCGAGAGGAAGCAGACCACCCCCAUCAACCCAGCAAAUACGAUCCGCAAGUGCCUUACCAACAACCCUGUGUCCCAGCGGCCGUACAGAGACCGUGUGAUUCACCUCCUGGCUCUGCGCUCCUACAAGAAACUGGAGUUGCUGGCCAGACUGCAACGAGACGGCAUCAGCCAGAAAGACCGCAACUCUCUGGGCACUAUACUACAUCAGGUUGCCAAUCUGAAUCCUAAGGAUAACUCGUAUUCACUGAAGGACUUUGUCUUCCGUGAGGUCCAGAGGGACUGGCCAGGCUACACUGAGGAUGAUCGCAUUCAGAUUGACAGGAUUCUGGCACGUAAAUUGGGCUUGAACUCUGAGUCUGUCUCAUCCAGCAGUCCAACCAAAGAGCCUACGUCCCCACUGAAGCUCCAACCUGAGACUGACUUCAUUGAUCCUCUGAUGUCUAAGAAGCCACGAAUCUCCCACCUCAGCAAUCGAGGACCGCCUGCCUCAUCAGGCCGACAUCCUUCGGAGACCGAGGACAAAAAACCUGCACCCCCGGUCACGGCUGCCUGCCCGGGGCCCUCUUUCCAUCCACCCCCUGCCUCAGGCUCCAGGUCAAACUCCCCGAGCACACCGGAGGGAAGGGGCUCUCAGAAUCUGCCCCUAGACCAGAGCUCUAUAUGUGGGACCUCCUCUGAGAACUAUGCCCCCUGCAGCCACACACCCAGCCCGCCCAGUCAGCCUGUUCCCACAACUUCCCCCUCAUCCUUCUCUACCUGUACCGUCUCGACAACCACCAUCACCUCCACCACUACCACCAGCAGUGGCCUCCACAUUUCUUCUGCCACAUCUCCUACUGCCGGCCACGAUGGCAGCAAAAAGCCCAAGAAGUCGAAGAAGCACAAAGAUAAAGAGAGGAACAGAGAAGGUGAGCGAGAGAGGGAAAAGGAACGCAAGAGGGAAAGAGAGCCCCGCAAGGAGGAUCACAGCGAUAAGGAAGUGCAGCCCAGGAAGAAACACCGCAAUGAUGCAGAACAAAGACACAUUCCUUCCAAGAUCAGCCUCGAAUCGGACAGAGAAGCUGGCAAAGAGAAGCCUGUCCAUACCACUGAACUUCCUGUCCCAACGAAGUCUGAUUAUAUAGUUAAGUACACUGCUGUGAUAUCUAUGGAUCAGAGGCAGCGCUAUAAGGACGAUUUCAACGCAGAGUAUGAUGAGUAUCGUGGCCUUCAUGCUCGUGUUGAGAAUGUUACACGGCGCUUUACGAAACUGGAUGCCCAAUGUAAACGGCUAGCACCAGGAACCAAGGAAUACCAAGAGGUACAUGAACAGGUGCUGCAAGAAUACAAGAAAAUUAAACAACACAGCCCGAACUACUACGAAGAGAAGCAACGCUGCGAGUACCUGCACAACAAACUGGCCCACAUCAAACGGCUCAUUGCCGACUUCGACCAGCGGAAGGCGCAGUCCUGGUUGUAGGAUGUGGAAACAAGCAACCCCUCAGCCAAUCAGAGCGCUCCUUAGGACCAUCUUUAGGGGAGUUUGGGGAUCAAACAGCUCCUUAUUUAUUCUCAUUAUAGAUUCCUUGCUCCCCUUUUCCAAUACCUGGCCUUCUUUAUAUGUCUAUUUCUUCCUUUCCCAUCCCUUCAUUCCAAGCACCAUUUCUCCUGAACAACAUUUAAUUUUUUUAUUUUUUUUUGGCAGAGAAGAGGAAAUCACUCUUCUGUCUAGUGAUGUCACGUGUUCAGGGUUGUAGCGCUCGUUUCUUUCUUUCUUUUUGAAGGACUUGGAGAAAAAGAAAUUAAACGUUUUUGAAAGCAAAAAGAAAACUCAUUUAGUUAUGCAAUGCAAAACCAUGGGCCUUACAGCGCAUUUUUCUUGAAGCCUUUUGCACAGGGGUGAUUGAGCCAGUAUAUGUGAAAAUGUGGCCAUAAAAAGGGUGUAUCCAAAGCCUUGAGACUUCCUUUUCUCCCGGGCCCCUUAUUUUAAACAGCUUCAGUAUUCACACCCACAGUGCAAAUGAUGCCUUACGGUAUUAAUACAGACAUAUCGAUGUGGAGUCCGUGAGACUUUCAAGCAACCAGGCCAAUGGGGAGAAAUUAUGACCUGAUCGCAGGUCCAGUGCACAUUCAUGGAAGGUGUGCGCGAUAUUUGUGUGUGUGAGCGCGUUGAAUGAAAGGAUCAAGAAAGCGAUGAGUGAAAAUUGUCAGUGUUUUUUGUUAAUUUUUUGGGAAGGAUUGGGUCAAAAAGGACUAAAAGAGCAACAUUUGGGGAAGAGGGUUGGAUAUAGAUGUCUAUAAAAGAGGAAAAAAAGCAGAAAAUGAAAAUCCCCCCCCAAAAAAUAGCUGCUAUAUAUUCUUUCUUUGAACAGCCAGAGCCUUUGGGAUCAGCCUGGCUUGUGUUACAUGUUACUAAUUGGGCCUGCUCUGUGACAAUGAUCGAACCAUCGAAGAAAAAGGUGCUACUGAUUAAUAAGGAAAUGCAUCAAGCAGAGACAGACCUGUAUAUUCAUUUCAAAUGUAUUCAUUCAUUAUUACGAGUCUCAGAGCAGAGUUAUUUAUGAAAAGAAUAGCAAUAUAUAUAUAUUUUUUUUUUUUUUUUUUUUGGUUCUGAAUUAAAAGGAAUUGCUGGAAUUUUCUUUAAAAUGAGAGUAUUGAAGAUGAAACUGAUAUACAAAUAUAUGUAAAAGUGUAAGUCUUUAUUUCACAUUAUCAGUAGUGAAGAGCUACUUAAUGAUUAAGGGAAACAUUAUGUUUACAAAAGCCUGCGUGGUAGGACAUUUUGCCAAAUAGAGAAAAAACGAAACCAAUGCUUUCAAUCUUAUUUUGAUGGUAUGGAAUAAAACACGUUUCUCUGAGCGCAAUAAUGACAGCAUGGUAUCUAUAAAGAACUACUUUUGGAGUGUGGUUGAACACUUACAGCGUCCUCAUUUGUUAUUUAAAUCUUAUAAUUGGGAGGAAAAGAUCCAGAAUUUAUGUCAUACAAAUAUGUAAAUUCUCCAUUGCGGAUUCUGAUUGGCUAGUUAUUUCAUGAGGCUUGCUGCAUUAUAAAGAUGUCAUUUAGACAGCAUCUAAAAACUGAAAAAUUAACUUGCAUCUAUUCAUUUAAGGAUCCCAAUUAUUCAAUUUGCUAAAAGCAGUGAGGUGUUCUCUUUGUUGUUGUUUUUUUUUUUUUGUGUUAUAAAUUCAACAUAACCCUAAAUGAGCCAUUCUCGAAAUAACCAAUGACAAAUGUUUAUUUUCUGUAUUUGGGUCAGCAGAUGGGAUCUUAUCUGCUUUCUUUAAGGGCUUACGUGUCAUCAAAUUCGCCAAGAUGAUGGAUUGAUCACCAAUAAUGGAUGGCAACCAAAUACAUGUCAUGGUUAUUUAACAUAGAACUUUAGCAGCACUUUACUUGCAGACACUUUUCCCAGCAUUUCUCAGUCUUUGUGCAGUUUGUCCAGAGAUAAGUUGAUGGGAAGCUCUGGGAUCAAAUGGCCUUCAUUGUGAUCCCUAAAGAUUUGGGAUGACACUGUAUGAGUUGCUUGGAAGAGAGAAUGUGUGUAUAUACGCAUACAAAACCCUGCUUCAUUUUAAUGUGGGUUGAGUUGGGUGGGGAAGUAACGUUUUGUCAUUUGUUGAUGUGUGACCAACACCCAACCCCCCAUUUUUUUUUUUUUGGAUGAUACUAUUUAUGCCUCAUACACCACUAACGAGAGAUGUCAAUGUUGAAUAAUAAGCCAAGAAUCUCAACGCUGUCAUCUCAUGUUUUAAAGGUGGGAUGGGGGUUGUUUCAGACUGUAAAAGGAUUCCUGACCUGUCCAACUGAAAAUGUAUUAAAUCAGUUCAAUAAAAUGUGAACUUGAACAUGAAUCCCUCUGCCUACUUUUCAUUUCUAAUGAACCGUUAUUUCCAUCUGUUCUCGAUACUUGCUGUGUACAGUACUGCGCAAAAGAUUUAGGCAUCUGUAAAAAAACAUUCAAAGUGAGGAUUUCUUAAAUUAUGACAUCAUUUUCAUUAAUCAGUUAACAUCAUACAAAGGCCAGUAAACAGAAAAGCAGCUAAAUCAAAAUUUGGUGUGAACACUUUGCUUUCAAAACCACACCAAUUCUCCUAUUUACACCAGGACACUGUUUUUCUUGGUUGUUGGCAGAUGGGAUGUUCCAAGCUUCUUGGAGAAUUCGCCACAGUUCUUUUAUUUAUUUAGGCUGUCUCAGUUACUUCUGUCUUUUCAUGUAAUCCCAGGCUGACACAAUGAUGUUGAGAUUCAGGCUCUGUGAGGGCUAUGCCAUCUGUUGCAGGGCUCCCUGUUCUUCUAUUCUAUUUGCAAAAGUAAUGUUUGGAAGUCUAAAAUGUAUAUUUCCUAUUGACACUCAAAAGU